AUGGGGCUUUUUGUAGAAGCUGUUACCCAUUUCAUAAAGCUCUUGAAGUCUGGACUUAAACCAACAGUGGUAAGCUUUGUAAAUGUAUUUCCAGCUGUAGCAGGAAUCGGUGAUUCCAAACUUGCUGAUGUUUUAUAUGGGUUGCUUACUAAAUCCGGUGAUGAGUAUUUCACAGAUGUGUUUGCUACAAGCUCUGCUAUCUCCAUGUUUGCUGAACUUGGUUCUCUUGAAUCUGCAAGGAAGAUAUUUGAUUAUAGUUUAGAGAGGAAUAUAGAGGUUUGGAACACUAUGAUCAGUGGAUAUGUCCUUCAAAAUUUACCUGAUGAAGCACUUAAGCUUUUCAUUCAUGCUCUACAUGCAACAGAUGAUGUCGCCAUUGAUGAUGUCACUUUGAUCUCUGUUUUAUCAGCAGCCUCACAGUUGCAGGAGCUGGAUCUUGCUAAUCAGAUACACACGUAUAUCAUAAAAACAAUGCCAAUUUUACCUGUGAUGGUGAUGAACACACUUGUAGUCAUGUAUUCCAGGUGUAAUUCCAUUGAAGAAAGCUCAAAGAUCUUUAAAAAUAUGAAUGAAAAAGAUACAGUUUCAUGGAACACCAUGAUUUCGUCUUUUGUCCAGAAUGGAAUGGAUGAUGAAGGGUUAAAACUUGUGUAUGAGAUGCAAAAUCAAGGGUUUGUGAUCGAUGAUGUCACAAUAUCCGCUGUUUUAUCCGCAGCAUCGAAUCUAAGAAACCGUGAAAUUGGAAAACAAACACAUGGGUAUCUUGUUAGACAUAAUAUUGAGUUUGAGGGAAUGGAAAGUUAUCUCAUUGACAUGUAUGCAAAAUCGGGUUUAAUAAAAGUGGCUCAAAAUCUGUUUGAGAGAACUUCUUCUUCUUCUUCAGGUGAUAGAGAUCAAGCAACAUGGAACACAAUGAUAUCUGGGAACUCUCAAAACGGACUAAUCGAAGAGGCUUUUGAUGUUUUCAAACAGAUGAUUGAUCACAACGUAUCACCAAAUUCUGUUACUUUAGCAUCGAUUCUUCCAAGCUGUAGUGUAAUGGGAAUUCCAAGAUUAGCUAAAGAAAUCCAUUCGUUUUCCAUUCGACAUUCUUUAGACAAUAACGUGUUCGUGCAUUCUGCUUUGGUGGAUACGUAUUCCAAAUUGGGUGUAAUUACAUACGCAGAAAACGUAUUUUUACUUUCACAUGAGAAAAAUUUAGUUACAUACACAAACAUGAUAUUGGGAUAUGGGCAACAUGGGAUGGGUGAGAAAUCUCUUCAUGUGUUUAAUUCAAUGAAAGAAAACGGGAUAAAACCGGAUUCUGUAACUAUAGUUGCGGUUCUAUGUGCGUGUAGCUAUUCUGGAUUGGUGGAUGAAGGUCUUCGAUUAUUUGAGUCGAUGGAAGAAGAGUAUGAAAUUGUUCCUUCAGUCGAGCAUUAUUGUUGUGUUGUUGAUAUGUUGGGGAGAGUUGGAAGGGUGUCAGAAGCGUAUGAUUUUGUUAAAGGGUUAGGGGAGAAGGGGAAUGAUUUGAAAAUAUGGGGGUCACUCAUGGGGUGUUGUAGAAUCCAUGGGGAGUUUGAAUUGGGAAAAGUUGUUGCUGAGAAGUUGGUUGAAAUGGGUGUUGGAGAUAAGAAUUCGGGGUAUCAUGUUUUGUUGUCUAAUAUGUAUGCAGAAGAAGGAAAUUGGGAAUGUGUUGAUAGAUUAAGGAGAGAGAUGUUUGAAAAGGGAAUGUUGAAGGAACCCGCAUACAGUUGGAUUGAAAAUGGUGGUCGUACGGAUUAUUUUAUGUCUAGAGAUAGAAAUCAUGCUCAUGGUGAUGAAAUAUAUGAAAUGUUGGAUGUUUUGGAUACUGACAUGAAGGAUGUCGAGGUGUGA
Molecule: messenger RNA, 1857 nt
Organism: Lactuca saligna
Lineage: Eukaryota; Viridiplantae; Streptophyta; Magnoliopsida; Asterales; Asteraceae
Source: the annotation of a GenBank genome assembly